UCAUGUAAUUUUUGUUCAUUUUCAUUAAGAGACUAUAAAUAGUGUUCUUGUUAGAGUGUUGAUGAUAGUCUUGAUUCUGCUUGAUCAUCGGUCGGAGACUGUGAAGUAGAAAGCAGAAUCUCACUGCAUACCAACCGAAAUCUAUGGGCGACGAUUAUAAACCAUUGUCUGAGGAAUACAUCAAUAUUGGUGAGCCAGAGACUCAUAACUGUGUGAUCAAGCUGAGAGUAAGCCCUAAGAAGCAUAGGGACAAAGUUUUUGUUGGGUGUGGUGCUGGUUUUGGUGGUGAUAGACCAUUGGCAGCUCUUAAAUUACUUCAAAAAGUUAAACAUCUCAACUAUCUUGUCCUUGAAUGUUUAGCAGAACGGACCCUCGCUGACCGCUACCAAGCGGUGAAGUCAGGCGGUGAUGGUUAUGACCCUCACAUUUCAGAGUGGAUGGAGUUGCUUCUUCCAUUGGCUGUUGAGAGAGGAGUCUGCAUUAUUACCAACAUGGGUGCAACAAAUGCAUUGGGUGCUCAGGAAAAGGUUUUGGAAAUUGCAAGCAGAAUGGGAAUCAGGGUUACUGUGGGUGUAGCUCACCAAUUUGAUGUUGCCAAAGCAGGUCUUGGUGCUAAUCUGAGAAAUUUGAAUGAUGGUGUAAGCAUAUAUCUAGGAGCAGCUCCAAUUGUGGAGUGUCUUGAGAAGUACAAUCCCAAUGUUGUCAUCACUUCCCGUGUUGCUGAUGCUGCCUUAUUUCUAGCUCCAAUGGUUUAUGAACUAGGUUGGAACUGGGAUGAAUACAUGUUAUUAGCCCAGGGCUCUUUAGCUGGACACCUUCUAGAAUGUGGGUGUCAACUCACUGGAGGAUACUUUAUGCACCCAGGAGACAAAUAUAGAGACAUGCCUCUUGAGAAGCUUCUAGAUUUGUCCCUUCCUUUUGCUGAAAUUAGUUAUGAAGGUAAAGUGUGUGUAGCAAAGGCAGAAGGGAGUGGUGGGGUGUUAAAUUUCAGUACUUGUGCUCAACAGCUUCUUUAUGAGAUUGGGGAUCCAAGUGCUUAUAUUACCCCGGAUGUGGUGAUAGAUUUUCGAGACGUUUCAUUCCAGCCAUUGUCAACCAAUACAAUUGGUUGUGAUGGAGCAAAACCUGGUGCAAUAUCUGCACCUGAUAAUCUUUUAGCAUUAGGUUCAAAGGACUGUGGAUGGAAAGGAUGGGGAGAGAUAUCGUAUGGUGGAUAUAAAUGUAUUGAACGAGCUAAGGCUGCUGAAUUUUUGGUAAGAUCAUGGAUGGAAGAAGUACAUCCUGGUAGUAGUAAGUGUAUAAUGUCUUAUAUAAUCGGAGUUGACAGCCUAAAGGCAAAGGCAAUUAGGCUUGAAAAUAUUCCAAGGGCUCUUGAUUGUGAAGACAUACGAUUGAGAAUGGAUGGGUUAUUUGAUGAAGAGAAACAUGCCAUUCAAUUCACCAAAGACUUCAUAGCUUUGUACACAAAUGGGCCCGCAGGUGGCGGUGGAAUUAGCACCGGACACAAGAAAGAGAUCAUUCUUGAGAAAGGAUUGGUUGGGCGAGAACAUAUCUAUUGGAAAAUCUCCGCAAAGCAAAACCAACCCACAAACUCAAAGAAACGAAUCGCCAUAAUCUCUGAAGAAACGCCUUCGAAUAAUCUAAACAAGUUGGUAUCAAUAUCAUCUCCUUGGACCGGGACCCACCUCUCCCCGGCCCCGUCAAACCAAAAGGUCCGUUUGUAUGACGUGGCACAUAGUAGAGCCGGAGACAAAGGUAACGAUAUAAACUUUUCCAUCAUCCCACAUUUCGCAGCGGAUAUUGAGCGUCUGAAAAACAUCAUAACGCCAGACUGGGUCAAAACAGUCAUCUCACCUCUUACAAAGCAGACCACUGAUUUGACCCGGUCAGAUGAUGACAUGGAACUGAGAGACAAAUGGGUGGAUGAAAAUGUUAAGGUGGAGGUCUAUGAAGUACGAGGUGUGCAUUCGUUGAAUGUUGUUGUGAGGAAUAUUCUAGAUGGUGGUGUUAAUUGUUCAAGGAGAAUUGAUAGGCAUGGUAAAACUAUAUCGGAUCUUAUAUUGUGUCAAGAAGUUGUUGUGCCACCUUGAUUCGACAAUGAUGUAUGCAUGUAACUGUAAAAUUAUCAACAUUUAUUUUUCAUGAGUUUGAGAAUAUGUAUGGAAGUACAUUAUUUUAUAUA
This is a messenger RNA of Lactuca sativa (garden lettuce), 2182 nucleotides long. Its product is annotated as propionyl-CoA carboxylase. Lineage: Eukaryota; Viridiplantae; Streptophyta; Magnoliopsida; Asterales; Asteraceae. The record is from RefSeq and is a predicted model, not a curated record.